Messenger RNA from Coregonus clupeaformis (lake whitefish), 1039 nucleotides. RefSeq names its product gap junction beta-4 protein-like. NCBI's taxonomy places the organism in Eukaryota, Metazoa, Chordata, Actinopteri, Salmoniformes, Salmonidae. Bases 147 to 956 code for a protein of 269 amino acids. Gene Ontology annotation, biological process: cell communication. The transcript is spliced from 2 exons. Gene Ontology annotation, cellular component: connexin complex. The record is from RefSeq and is a predicted model, not a curated record.
UGAACAGGUUGGACAGGAUUUCCGAGAUGGGAGAGACAGAUACCUGAGGGUAGUUUCCUGCUGUGUUUGUUCCGCUGGAAUACUUACAUUUUUCAGAUCCCAGUUCAUAUCCCAAGUAAGGGUGCCAGUGUUGACAGGCCGCAGGGAUGAACUGGUCAGCACUAGAGAGCCUCCUCAGCGGGGUCAACAAGUACUCCACUGUGUUUGGCCGUGUGUGGCUGUCCAUGGUGUUUGUGUUCCGUAUCAUGGUGUUUGUGGUUGCCGCCCAGCGCGUGUGGGGAGACGAGAGCAAGGACUUUGUGUGCAACACCAGGCAGCCCGGCUGCACCAACGUCUGUUACGACAGCAUCUUCCCCAUCUCACACAUCCGCCUGUGGGCCCUCCAGUUAAUCUUCGUCACCUGUCCAUCUCUCAUGGUCGUGGCUCACGUCAAGUACCGCGAGGGGAAGGAUUCAAAGUACGCUUCUCAGCACAAGGGCUCUCACCUGUAUGCCAACCCGGGGAAGAAACGUGGAGGCCUGUGGUGGACCUACCUGGUCAGCCUGAUCUUCAAGGCCGGGGUUGAUGCAGCCUUCCUCUACAUUCUCUACUAUAUCUACAAAGGCUAUGACAUGCCACGUCUCUCGAAGUGUGCCCUCGAACCUUGCCCCAACACAGUGGACUGCUACAUAUCCAGGCCCACAGAGAAGAAGAUCUUCACCAUCUUCAUGGUGGUCUCCUCAGCCGUCUGCAUCUUCAUGUGCAUCCUGGAGAUGUUCUAUCUGGUGGGCAAGCGGUUACAGAAGGUGCUCAAAGUACAGCAGGCCAACGAGAGACUUCUCUUCGCUGAGUGCCAUGAGGUCACCAACAUCGCUCCGCCGAGGUCAUCAUAUAUCAGGGUAGAUCCAACUAUUGGGAGCCAAGAGAACAUCAGCAGACAGAAGAAGACAGAGGAGGCUGCUGCCACAAGCCUGUAGCCCUGAUCUGUUUGAUUUUGGUGCAUAUUAGACUGAAACAUUUCAGAAGUUUACAUACACUUAGGUUGGAGUAAUUAAAACUU